AUGACCACCAUCCCACAUUGGAAACCCGCUGUUCUCGCAAAGAGAGCCGCACAGCAUGAACUUAUUCCCCCAGAAUGGCGUCUCCCAGACUCAGUCCUCUCUAACUCACCACUCUCAUGCGUAGAUGUUAUCCGUUCAAGUGGUAUCCUCUCCUCAGAUGAACUAGCAUGGACUGAGACGACCGAUAUCCGGGACCUGGUGUCGGCAGUGACUACGCGCCGUGUUACGAGUCUUCAGUUAACGACGGCCUUUUGCAAGCGAGCUGCAAUCGCGCAGCAGUUGACUAAAUGUCUUACGGAAAUCUGCUUUGAUAGGGCACUUGACCGGGCACGAGAAUUUGAUGAGCAUCUUGUGCGGACGGGAGAGGUCGUUGGUCCUUUGCAUGGAAUUCCAGUUUCCAUUAAGGAUCGGUUUAAUAUUGAGGGCUUGGAUACUACAGUUGGUUGGGUUGGUUUGAUUGACAAACCGGCGAAGUCGUCAAGUGAAAUCGUGCAGCUGCUUGAGUCCAUGGGAGCAGUUAUGUACGUCAAGACGAAUGUUCCUCAGUCUUUGAUGAUGGCUGACUCCUACAACCAUGUAUUUGGUCAAUCUACCAACGCCUUCAAUUUCAAUCUCAUCUCCGGUGGUAGUUCUGGUGGGGAGGGAGCCCUUGUUGGAUGUGGAGGGAGUAUUCUUGGGAUUGGUACAGACAUUGGUGGCUCGAUUCGUGUUCCCUCGGCGCUACAGGGUCUAUACUCGAUUUUCCCGACAACAGGACGGGUGCCGUGGGACUGUUCCUUCCUGCAUCAGCAUUAUCUUGUUCCACCCGUCGCUGGUCCAAUGGCAUCAUCGCUGGCAACAACUGAGUACUUUAUGGAGAGACUUCUAGCGUCAAGUCCUUGGAAUUUGGAUCCAUCUGCUAUUCCAAUUCCGUGGAGAAAAGAGCUUGCAACUCCGCCUAUGGACCGAAAACUGAGAAUAGGUGUUGUGAUCGAUGACGGGGUGGUUAAGCCACAGCCUCCUGUGACGCGAGCUAUGAACGAGACUAUUCAAGCAUUGCGAAAAGCAGGACAUGAGGUGAUCGAAUGGGAUACCUCCCUGCACGUCCCUGCAACAGAGAUGUGGUACAAAGCCAUUCUCGGCGAGGGAGGCGUUCAUUGUCGCAAAUUAUGUGAAAUGAUCAGCGAGCCUCUGAUUGAGGGUAUGUUAGUCGGAACAGAGAAGGACAUGUUAACGCUUGAAGAGCGAGAGAAGAUUGAACAAGACAAAUAUGCACUUUCCACGGCUAUGCUCAAACAAUGGCUAGCCGCUGGUAUUGAUGUCCUGCUUAUGCCCGUUAUCCCAUGGGUUGGAUACAAGCCCAAGGACUGGGUUCAGAGUAAACAGUGGGUUGGAUAUACUGGUAUGUGGAACUUACUCAACUAUGCCUCAGUCACAGUACCAGUUACCAAAGCAGAUCGAGCACUCGAUGCUGUUGGGGGCGGAAAGAAUGUCGAAUGGGAAAGUUAUGAAGCUCGAAAUGAGUCUGAUGCGUUUAAUUAUUCGCAAUAUGAUAGUGAGCUCGUGCAUGGAAUGCCUAUCUGUGUACAGAUUGUGGGUGGGAGAUUCGGGGAGGAAAAGGCCAUUGCUACCGCAAAGGUUGUGGAUGACUUGAUGAAUCCGACUCCAUUCCAUCCAUUUCGCUAG
This is a messenger RNA of Penicillium malachiteum, 1665 nucleotides long. RefSeq lists its product as uncharacterized. The record is from RefSeq and is a predicted model, not a curated record. Lineage: Eukaryota; Fungi; Ascomycota; Eurotiomycetes; Eurotiales; Aspergillaceae. Bases 1 to 1665 code for a protein of 554 amino acids. The transcript has 7 exons.